AUGACUCCCGAUCCACUGCAAGAAGGAUCGCAACAACUGGAAAACUUGUGCAGAACACUACAAAGGUGCGGUUUCAACGUUCGGAGCAUCUGGUUGCAGAUUACGUCACCAAUUAAUUGGCCAGAUACUCCUAGAAAGAAUGUUGAGUUUAUCGACCGAGUGAUUGCUAAAGCCAGUGAAUUUGGCAUCGCACUUGGAAUAUACACAAAUCAUUAUGAUUGGAAGCAAAUUACGGGUGGAAAUAUUAGCAUGGACAAAGUUAGAAUGCUUUGGUAUUGGAGCGUACCACAAGUGGGACCAGAUGCUGAGGAUCAUCCGAAUUUUGACAAUUUCCGUCAAUUUGGACCAUGGAAGACUCCAGCCGCAAAG
Messenger RNA from Cylicostephanus goldi, 369 nucleotides. The record is from the annotation of a GenBank genome assembly. NCBI's taxonomy places the organism in Eukaryota, Metazoa, Nematoda, Chromadorea, Rhabditida, Strongylidae.